Messenger RNA from Gryllus bimaculatus (two-spotted cricket), 711 nucleotides. NCBI's taxonomy places the organism in Eukaryota, Metazoa, Arthropoda, Insecta, Orthoptera, Gryllidae. The record is from the annotation of a GenBank genome assembly.
AUGCCUCUUCGUGGAGCUGGCUGCCUCGUUGUGCUAGAAGUCGUCACCAUGCUCAAACUCAUCCCAUACUUGUACUGGUUGGGAAUCGUCCUAGCAAUGCCACACGAGAACAAGGGUGGCCCCGAGAAACCACCCCAUCUCGACGGGCGCAUCGUCGGUGGCAACACCACGUCCGUCGCCCAUUUCCCCUACCAGAUCUCACUUCAACACAACGACAGGCACGUCUGCGGGGGCUCCAUCAUCAAUUCUCAUUGGGUCCUGACUGCUGGUCAUUGCAUGAUCCACCCCCUCUCUGAAUACUCCGUGCGCGCUGGCAGCAACACUCCCAACGCCAAUGGCUCCAUCUACAACGUGUCUAGAGCGGUGCGCCACGCCAGAUUGCCGGUACCUUCGAAUUUAGCCCCAAAGUGCAAGCCAUCCCCCUGGCGAAGCACAGGCCCGCCCCUGGCAGCAAAGCCGUUGUCACCGGCUGGGGCACCACUUCAGAGGUAUUACAACGGGCGAACCAUCUCCGCCCGCAUGCUGUGCGCGGGCUUCACCAGCGGAGGCAAGGACUCCUGCGAAGGAGACUCCGGCGGGCCUCUGGUGAUCAAUGGUGAGCAGGUGGGCAUCGUGUCCUGGGGCUAUGGCUGCGCCCGUCCCAACUACCCCGGCGUCUACUCCAGCGUUGCCAACCUGCGCUCCUGGAUCAGCUCCAACACCGGUGUCUAA